Hyphopichia burtonii NRRL Y-1933 is the source of this 2380-nucleotide messenger RNA. RefSeq lists its product as uncharacterized. Lineage: Eukaryota; Fungi; Ascomycota; Pichiomycetes; Serinales; Debaryomycetaceae. The record is from RefSeq and is a predicted model, not a curated record. The coding region runs from base 282 to 2357 and encodes 691 amino acids. The transcript has a single exon.
GCCUUUAUACGUAUUGGAACUGUAACUCCCAGGUUUGAGAAGAGUAGCAGGAGCUAGAAAGCAUAUCUUGAUAGUUCAUUAGGUUUAGCAACCCCUUGAAGUUUGCAUACCAGGGUUUCAUUUUAUUCUUUAUCCAUUCUUGCCGGAUCAAAGUAGAGUAACUACACAAAGUUAGAUAUAGUUUAACGACAGGUUAUUAACAAAUUCAACAGGAAGUGGCUCAAGUAAUAGUUGACUGUGUGUUUUUUUAGAUUAAUAUAGGGAAAAUAUAAAGGUUGACCAUGUCAGAACCAAUUGAAGAAGGAAAUUCUUCUAUUACCCCAGAAAACGAUACCACAACUGCAACGUCGGAGGUUGGCAGCCAAUUAGAGAGCAUAGACCUCAACAAAGACCAUAAAGUUAGUGAGGACAGCGGGAAAGCCCAAGAAGACUCAGACAAACCUGAUCAAGACGAACCCGACCAAAAACCUGACCAAAAACUUGACCAAGACAAACCUGAUCAAGACAAACCUGACCAAAAGCUUGACCAAGACGAACCAAGCGAAGAUACUCCUAUCAAGCCCAGAAAGUCUGUUGGAUUUGCACCGGAACCAGAGGAGGAUUUGAAAGAACACCACGAAAGAUUGAAGGAAAUAGAAAUGGAAAAGCUCAGAUCAAGUCCAUUCCACAAGAUUCCUCCUGAAUUAGCACACCUUGAGAAGAAAACACCAGGACCUAAACCAAUUUCAACCAAAAUUAAGAAGAAGGUCAAUCAUGAUAAGAAAUCAAGUUUAUCAGAAUUAAGAGACUUAAGGUUCAUUUCGCUCAAAGACAUUUCUGUCCAAAAUAAAGAAACUGAGUUGAAUUUCAACUACCCAGAAAUUGAAUUGCCAUUACCAGCACACAAAAUAUUGAUUGAUAUUAAGUAUGUGUCAUUAAACUCGUAUGAUUUGGCCAAAAUUAAUAAAUACAUGAUCAAUUUCAGUUAUACUAAAGUUGGACUUGGAUAUGAAUUUGCCGGAGAAAUCGCCAUUGUGGGCAAUAAUUAUAAAAAUUUACCAGAAUUUGAAGUCGGUCAAAAAGUAGUUGGGAUUCUUACUCCUUACGAUAGGAAAGGGGCAUUGACCACCAGCUUGUUGGUGAAUCCGAAAACUGAUAUAAUAUACCCCAUCGAUGAUGAAACUUAUACGUCUUUGGAGCUGAUUGAUCCAAAACUUUCUUUUAAAUCCACCGGUGAAAAUGGAGACUUUGAAGUCGGAUCAUCAUCAGAUAGUGACGAUGACAGUUUACCUCCACAAGUUGAACAGUUUCAGCCGGAACCCGAACCAACAAACCCUAAGGAUAAAUUGAGGAAAAAGGCUCGUGGAUUUCAAAUCGAGGACGAACUACCACCAUUGGCUAAAAUAUGUACGUUUCCUGUUUUGUAUACUCGAGCCAAACAGGCACUUUCAUACGUCGAUAGUAUAAUUCAUCGUACGGGAAAGGCCAACAUUUUGGUCAAUGGUGGAGAUACCAAUUUAGGUUUCACCAUAACCCAAUUAUUAUUUUCAUCGGUUUAUCAAGAUAUAUUAAAAGAUUUGAACUUAAUUUUAAUUAUUAAAGAAGAAAAUUAUAAAAUGAUGAAAACCUUCACCGAUAAUAUAAUGAAAACUCAUUACAGUCCAAAUCAUUCAAGAAAAAUCAAUAUUAUUACAUUUGACUUGAUCUCUGAUGAUUUAGUGUUACCAGGAGAGAAAGUACCAAUCAACUAUAAAAAACUUGAUUUUUUCGCAUCCGAAGUAUUAGAAGCAAUGUUUAGCACGGUACCUCAAGGAGAAGUUGUUACUAAAUAUGGUGUUGAUGAUUUUAAACUUGAUACCAUUAUUGAUAUAAUUGGUAGUAGGAAGUUUUUCCAAAAAACCAAUGUAAGAUUCAAAAAAUUAGAUCAAAUCCAAUUGCCAUUUAGAAGCAAAAUUUAUCAGGAUAUUACAAUAACUUCUCUAUUCAACGGUACAGUUAGCGAACCGUUCUUGGUUAAGAUAUUGAAACCAAAAUCAAAGGGCUCAACCAUGGUAUCAAUGUGCAAAUUCACAGUGAAAGAACCAAGCUACGAGAUCGAACAAUUAUUAGACUACUCCGGUGAAGGAAUCUUUAAUCCUUGGUCUCUGAAAUGGUCAGGUAACUUAGCAAACUCACUAGUGGGUAAAUAUAACUACUACGAGGAAAUUGAAUUAAACUUAAAUAAACAGUGGUUAAAAGAAGGAUUGGGUUUAUUACUUGCCAAUGAAAUGAAGUUCAGAAUCGAUGAAUACCUCGAUUGGAGAAAUAAUUUCAAGCUGUACGUUAAGCAAUUGAAAAAAAAUGACUGCAAAUUCGUUUUCAAAAUUGAAGAUUUCUAAGUUUAUAUCUCCUUACAAUAAAG